This is a messenger RNA of Papaver somniferum (opium poppy), 1298 nucleotides long. RefSeq lists its product as uncharacterized. The coding region runs from base 155 to 1258 and encodes 367 amino acids. The record is from RefSeq and is a predicted model, not a curated record. NCBI's taxonomy places the organism in Eukaryota, Viridiplantae, Streptophyta, Magnoliopsida, Ranunculales, Papaveraceae. The transcript is spliced from 2 exons. Gene Ontology annotation, molecular function: nucleotide binding.
AUGCAACUGCACAUGUAGGGAUGGGAAUUUCCGAUUCAUUUCUCCAAUAAUUAUUACAUUUAGAAAUAAACCAUAUCUGGUAGAUCUUGAGAGUAUACUCCUAGCUAUCUUGCUCGGAAUCAAUUUUUAUUAGACCCAAAGAAAAUCACUGAAGAUGGAUGAGAAUCAUAUCCGAUUUGGUAUAGUAGGAUGUGCUCAAAUAGCUAGGAAAGUUUCAAGAGCUAUUGGUUUAUCCUACAACUCUACUGUCUAUGCCGUCGGCAGCCGUUCCUUUGAGAAAGCAAAAAAAUUCGCCUUAAACAACAAAUUGCCAGAUUCCGUUAAGAUUUAUGGGAGCUAUGAUGAAGUUCUUGAUGACCCAAAUGUCGAUGCUGUGUAUAUGCCACUUCCCACAAGCCUGCACGUACGAUGGGCUGUCUUGGCUGCAACAAAGAAGAAACAUUUGCUUUUAGAGAAACCGACGGCUUUAAAUACGUCGGAGCUUGAUCAAAUAUUGGAGGCUUGCAGAUUGAAUGGUGUACAAUUCAUGGAUGGUACGAUGUGGCUUCAUCACCCAAGGAGUCCUAAGAUCAAAGAGCUUCUUGCUGACACCAAACUCUUCGGUAAACUCAAAUCGAUACACUCGACAUGCACAUUCUACAAUGGAACUCCUGAUUUCUUAGAGAACAACAUUAGAGUAAAGCCAGAACUAGAUGCUCUUGGAGUACUCGGAGAUGUGGGAUGGUACUGCAUCGGAGCCAUCUUGUGGGCAACCGACAACCUACUACCAAACACUGUAAUGGCUCUACCAGGACCGACUCGUAAUGAAGCCGGUGUCCUUAUGGCAUGUGGCGGUUCCUUAACUUGGUUGGCUGGAAAAGAAGAAGAUGAUCAAGAGGAAAAAGUGGCAACGUUUUACUGCUCAUUCCUCUCUAACGUGUGUCUUGACUUAUCUUUACAUGGUACAAAUGGCACUAUUCAUCUCAAGGAUCACAUCAUCCCUUGUAAAGAAAGUUCUGCUUCACUUGAAUUCACAUCCGGUGCACAGUUUACAAAACUUCAUUUGGGAUGGACUGUGGAACCAAAGAAGAUUGAGGUUGUUUCUGAGGUUCCUCAAGAAACAUCAAUGGUACAAGAGUUUGCUAGAUUGGUGGGAAAUAUUAAAAACCAUGGGAGCUGUCCAGAGGAUAAAUGGUCUGAGAGUAGUAGAAAUAUUCAAAUAGUUAUUGAUGCUAUUAACAAAUCUCUUGACCUUGGUUGUAAGAAUGUUGAUAUGUAAAACUUGUAUGACUUCCCUUAAUAAAAACUUAUGCAACAAA